Molecule: messenger RNA, 1753 nt
Organism: Papaver somniferum (opium poppy)
Lineage: Eukaryota; Viridiplantae; Streptophyta; Magnoliopsida; Ranunculales; Papaveraceae
Product: cyclin-H1-1-like
Exons: 13
Coding region: 466-1350 (294 amino acids)
Biological process (GO): regulation of cyclin-dependent protein serine/threonine kinase activity; regulation of transcription by RNA polymerase II
Cellular component (GO): nucleus; transcription factor TFIIK complex
Molecular function (GO): cyclin-dependent protein serine/threonine kinase regulator activity
Source: RefSeq, a predicted model, not a curated record
GUGACAAGAAAAUUAAGAGACCUUAUAUUAGUCGCGUCGUUUUUCUUCGUCGGCCACCGCACCGCACGCGGUCCUAAUCGUACUGUCACCACUAACAUUCUUGCAUGUCCAUGAUUUCCCAUCGUUUCUUCUGUAGAUUUGUUCUUUACCACCACCACCAGCAGCUUCAUGAUGAGCCUCUUCCAUUACAACAACAGAGAGCCCUAAUUUUGCCGUAGAAGUAAAUAUCUACCCAAGCAUCGGUACCACCGUCAAAUCACCUUGAGUUACCACAUUCACUCUCCCUUUCUCUUUCUCUGGAAGGACAAGCUGUGAAAAUCCCAGUUUACAGCAAGAGCAAUGUCAGAUUUUCAGACCUCGACUCAUCGAUCUAAGUGAAUUUUCACCCCGAAUGAUCUGGUGGAAAAAUACCAAGUCAGUAAUCAAAGAGCUGUGAGAACACUACAUCAGUAUGGGUCCACACGUAUGGAAGUGGACAUUGAUGGGUCGUUGUCUUACCCCGAACCCCAAUUUGACAUAACACAAGCUGAAAAACACUCUUUUCCUAAGCCACUAAGUACUGAAGAAGAGCAACUUAUGCGGGUGUUCUAUGAGCAUAAAAUCCAGGAAGUUUGUGGAGCGUUUGGAUUCCCACAUAAAAUUCAGGCAACAGCCAUCACAUACUUCAAAAGGUUUUAUCUUCAAUGGUCUGUUAUGGAGCAUCACCCAAAGCACAUAAUGUUAACUUGUGUAUAUACGUCAUGUAAAGUAGAGGAAAACCAUGUCUCAGCAGAAGAGGUUGGCAAAGGGAUUCAACAGGAUCAUCAAGUGAUUCUCAAUAAUGAGAUGAUAGUUCUUCAGAGUCUAGGAUUCGAUCUUAUUGUGUAUGCACCAUAUCGUUCCAUUGAAGGUUUUAUUGAUGAUAUGGAGGAUUUCUGCCGAGCAAAGGAUGAUACGCUACAAAGAUUGAAGGAUUUACAAGAAAGAGCCAAGUUGGAAGUAGAUAAAGCCAUGCUUACGGAUGCGCCCCUCCUUUUUCCUCCCGGGCAGUUAGCAUUAGCUGCCUUGCGCAAGGCAAAUGAUGUGCAUACAGUAGUCGAUUUCCCAAGGUACUUGGAACACGUGUAUUCUCUUCAGCAUUCCAAUCAUAUCAUCUCAGAGUUGAUAGAGUGUCUGAAUGCUAUAGAUUAUUUGGUGAUGAAACUUAAGAUACCUACGGCGAAGGAUAUGAGGCAUACUGACCGGAAACUCAAAUCCUGUUUGGAUCCAAGCUCACAGGAAGACAGUAAGAAACGGGAGAAGAAAUCCAAGCACAAGUCGCGGAAAACUUCAAGUACAGCUUAUGGAGUUCCCGCUAGUGCGACUUCAUGAAAGAAACUCAUGUUUAUCUUUUGUACAGCGCAUGGGAAUGUCCACUGACAUGACACUUUUUAGCAAGAGGCAUAAUGAACUAGCUCUACAUUUUUUAGGCACCCCUUAUCACACUAUCUUGGUUGGAUUAACAUCAAUAGCCCUCAAUUAUUUUGGGUAUACCUCAACCUGACGAGUACAAUUUGUUCCAAUUUUCCUUAGACCAAGUCGUUUUUUUUUUGUUUUUUUUUUUUUGUCAAGAGAAAAAGAGAGAAUAAUCUACUGAUUCACACUGACAUACCAAAAACCAACUCCAAUGUUGUUGUAACUGGAAUUCUUGGAUGGGGUUGGGUGAGGAGUAUUUAGGAAUACCUUUAUUUCUGCAUAGAUCAAGACAAUAGAACUGCCAAGGAAUUUUUGAUAA